AAGAUCUGUGUCAGCAAGGUGUGUUGACAUGAAGCCGAGUGGGAUCUCUGUCCAGGUGUGACCUUGAGAGCCAUCCCUGACUGUGGGGAGAUCCUGUCGUGCAGCCCUUUGCUGUGCAGGAGAGCUCAAGGGGCACUUGGGCUGCUCCCUGUUUAGGGGUAAGAUGACUGCCUCCUUGCUAUGCAUUGUCUUUAGGCACACAGUCCAUGUACCCUCAGCUGUUGAACCGGGUGUCAGUUCUUUGUGCCACCCAGUUGGAGUCAGCUUUGUGAUUUGUAAUCAGCUUCAGCCAGAGCAUUACCAGUGCUGUUGCUGCUUGUGUUCCUGUGCAAGGCCUGCUGUGCCAUCCCCCAGGCAGUGCCCUGCAGAUGGGCUGUGGAGGGCUGGGCUGGGACAGGGACUGCUGCGUUCCCUCACAGCUCCCCUGCCAUUUCUCUUGUCCCUGCAGGCUCCAGUUCAACUUCUGCCUUCCAGCUGGGAUCAUUUCAGCUGCAGGAGAGCAGCAGAUGGCCACAGCACAUGCAUCUCAGCCCCCAAACCCAUGCUGAUCUUCCUGCUUGAAGGAGGGGAAGAGCCCUGGAUCCCAGAUGUGCGUAGCCCUGAGGCCGUGCCAGGAGACCUCAGCCCAGCAGGAACUGGGAUUGCAGAUAUGCUGGAGGACCUGCAGGAAAGUGGUGUGGCCGAAAGGCGGUGGGGUGGUGUCUGUGUGGAAGAAAUCAGAAGGGAUGUCCAAGGAGGCCUGGAGCAAGGUCAGGGUGAGCAGCUCAUGGAGCCACUGGGAAAGGGUCUGGGAAAGACAGGGAGGAGCCCAUUGGACUUCAGCGUAGGUGAAAAGGAGCCUGAGGAACCCAGGAGCAAGAAUGUGUGCCAGCAGAAAAAGCAGAAUCCAUGCACUGAGUGUGGAAAUGGCUUUGAAAAAGAUUCCAGCAUCGUUAACCACCAGUGCAUGCGCUCAGCAAUGAGGCCAUACAAAUGCUGUGACUGUGGGAAGAGCUUCAGAUGGAGAUCCCUCCUCAUCUCCCACCAACGCAUCCACACGGUAGAGAGACCCUACGGGUGCUCAGAGUGUGGGAAGAGCUUCAAAAGGCGCUCUGAUUUGAAGAAGCACCAGCGCCUCCACUUGGAGGACACAGCUUUCAAAUGCCCUGAGUGUUGGAGGAGUUUCAAAGCCAGCUGCCUCCUCAACCAGCACCGACUCGUCCACACGGAGGAGAAACCCUACAAGUGCUCUGUGUGUGGGAAGAGCUUCAGAUGGAGAUCCCGCCUCAUCUCCCACCAAUGCAUCCACACGGCAGAGAGACCCUACGGGUGCUCAGAGUGUGGGAAGAGCUUGAAAAGGCGCUCUGAUUUGAAGAAGCACCAGCGCAUUCACACAGGAGAGAGACCUUACAAAUGUCCUGAGUGUUGGAGGAGCUUCAGAAACAGUUCCACGUUGAAACGCCACCAGCGCAUCCACAGAGGGGAGAGAGCUUUUCAGUGCCCUGAGUGAGAGAAGAUCUUUAAACGCACAUCUGAUCUCAACGCCCACCAGCGCAUCCACAGCGCACACAGGCUGAAGAAGCAUCCCAAGGUACGGCCGACCUUCAAAAGCAAAUCCCUUGAGCAGAGGAAGAGCUCUGCAGCCAAACUCAAUGCUCUUUCUCUUUCUUUGCACAAGAAUUAUGCAUAAUGCUCUCCUCCAGCUGCAGUUGCUGUGUUGAGCGGCCAAACAAAGGAGAAUCCAGAGUGGGAUGUGUCACAGCCACUGGAAACCCUCUGCCAGGUGGCCCGUUUCUGGCAGGGCUGUGUGCAUGAGAGUCACCUCUUACCUCCCCUGCAGAAACUCCUGUGCUGUGGGGCAGCACAAAGGAAACCUCAGCUUUGCUGAUACGUCACCAGGAAGGAAGAAAUCCUGUCUGCAGGGAGUGUGGGAAGAGCUUCAUCUGGAGCUCAACCUUCAGUCGACGCCAGAGAACCAACCCAAGAGGAGAGUCCCAGUGAGUGCCGUGACUGCAGGAAGAGGUCUGUCCACAGCUGGCAGUUCAUCACACACCGGUGGAUCCACGUGAGGAACCCUACAGAUGUGCAGCCUGCAAGAAGAGCUUUGGGCACAGCUGGAACCUGCUGAGGUACCAGAGUGUCUGCACUUGGGUGGAGUCCAAUCCGUGCCUGCACCAGUGAGUUCACGUGGCAGGAAGCCUUAGAAAUGCCUCAAGUGUGAGAAGGGCUUUGUGCAGAGUGCAGAGCUCCUCACUCACAGGAGAUGGCACUCAUGGAAGAAGUGCUACAAAUGUCCCAUGUGUGGGCAGAGCUUUUGCCAGGGGAUCCACUCAGUGCAGAGACCCUAGAAAUGCCUGCGCUGCAGGAGGAGCUUCAUCCUGAGCUUGAGCUCCAUUAAACAUUGCCCAGUCGAUGUGAUAAAGUGGCCCUGCAAGUGUCCCUGGUGCAGGAAGUUUCUCUCAGGGCUGGCACCUCAUUUCUCAUGGGAAAAACUCCUGCAGAGAGACCUUGCGGAUGCUGGCGAGCCCAAGGAUGAGGGAGAGCCCAAUUCUUCACCCCACACAGGAGGAGUUUGCAAAGGAGAUGGCACCACUGGCACCCUCUGCAGAAGGGAUUUAACCCAGGAGCUGCAGAUGGCCUUUCCUUGCUACCCAAAGCAGUUCUCUCACCACACUCGCUUUCCUCUCCUGCUCUGCCUGCCAGCAGCUUUCUGAUGCCGUUUCCUAAGGAGAAGCGGCUGUGCAGGGAUGUUCUAUGUGCCUGUGUGCAUGUGUUGCUCUCAGUAAUUUGUGAGUGCACUGAUGAACCUGAGGGAAGGGUCAGGAGAGCAGUAACGUGGCUCUUGGAGGUAUUCUGAGAAUCAUCUGUAGAGGAAAGGGAAGGGGGUGAAUAAAGUAGCUGAGUUGUUCUGAA
Molecule: messenger RNA, 2892 nt
Organism: Tympanuchus pallidicinctus (lesser prairie-chicken)
Lineage: Eukaryota; Metazoa; Chordata; Aves; Galliformes; Phasianidae
Product: zinc finger protein 34-like
Exons: 3
Coding region: 164-1489 (441 amino acids)
Cellular component (GO): nucleus
Source: RefSeq, a predicted model, not a curated record